AGCCGCAGCGGCAGCGGCGGCGGCGGCGGCGGCGGCGACGCGAGCGGCAGUGGCCCGGGCCCCGCGGUAGCCGCCAGCGCGGCACGGCCCGGCAGGCGCGCACGGCGCGAGAUCGCGGCCACCUCGCUACCUCGCGGGCGCUGCGGGCUGCUCUGCGCGCCCCGGCGCGGCUCGCGGACUCGGGGCCAGCCCGGCUGCGGCCGCGCACAAAGGACCGCGGACACUGGGAAUCGGGGGUCUGCGCUCAGGGACCCGCCGGGGAACGGCCAACUGCGCCGCGUCUCCUCCACGCUUCCCCUCCCCGGGCAGCCAGAGCCCGAGCCGGAGCCGUCCCCGUCAUAUGACAGCGGCGACACAGCAGCCAGCGAGCACCUGUCCUGCCGGCUCCGCUGCGCCACGGCCGGCUGUGCCUGGGGUGGCCCGCGCCGCGCCCCACUGAGUGGUCGCCUGUCGCCGGCCCGCGCCCCCCGCGUUCCAGCUCGCGGGUUCCAGGGGCAGGAGCCCAGGGGAGACCCCCGCCGGCACCGAGCCUAAAAUGGCCACGCUGCUUCGUAAAAUCGGGCUCAUUCGCCUGCACAACCGGGACACCGAGGACCCCAAGCACCAUCACAACCACCGCGGCGGCGGUGGCGGCCAGCAGAGCGCGUCGCUUCGCGGCAAAGGCGGCGCCAAGAGCGGCGGCCACAAGCAGCAGCAGCAGCAGCAGCAGCAGCAGCAGCAGCACCCCGGGGGCGCGGGCGAGGCGAGCCCCGGGCCCGGCAAGGGCAAGGGCAAGCGCGCGGCGGAGCUGGCCUCGCGCGACAAGCUGCCGCAGCCGGGCGGGGCGGCGGGGGCGGCGGGCGCCGGGGGCCCCCGGGAGCGGGCAGCGGGCGCCAGGGCGGGGCCGGCCCCGCGGGCGGCGGCGGCGGUGGCGGCGGGCGGCAGCCUGGUGCCCGCGGCGCGCCAGCAGCACUGCACGCAGGUGCGCAGCCGGCGGCUCAUGAAGGAGCUGCAGGACAUCGCGCGCCUCAGUGACCGCUUCAUCUCCGUGGAGCUGGUGGACGAGAGCCUCUUCGACUGGAACGUGAAGCUGCACCAGGUGGACAAGGACUCGGUGCUGUGGCAGGACAUGAAGGAGACCAACACCGAGUUCAUCCUGCUCAACCUCACCUUCCCCGACAACUUCCCCUUCUCGCCGCCCUUCAUGCGGGUGCUCAGCCCGCGCCUGGAGAACGGCUAUGUGCUGGACGGCGGCGCCAUCUGCAUGGAGCUGCUCACGCCGCGCGGCUGGUCCAGCGCCUACACCGUGGAGGCCGUCAUGCGCCAGUUCGCCGCCAGCCUGGUCAAGGGCCAGGGACGGAUCUGCAGAAAAGCUGGCAAGUCAAAAAAGUCAUUCAGCCGCAAGGAGGCUGAAGCUACCUUCAAGAGUUUGGUGAAGACGCAUGAAAAAUACGGCUGGGUCACCCCUCCCGUCUCCGAUGGCUGAUGUGUGCAAUGUGUGCUAGACGCUUGAGCCGCCCGUCCACACACACUCCAUCCCUGCCAUCUCCUCCCAGUGCUGCUCAUUCUCCCCCCUUUUCUACUCCAGCCAGAACUGCGUCCUAACCUGAAGGACACCCUUAAGUUAUUUAUGAACAGAGCGAAAGAGGGAGCAAACGCUCUUUGGGAUUAUGUUUCCAUUCUAAGUGAGUGAUCAUCUCUAAGUCACUUUAGAACGAAUGUCUGGAUGGUGACGUUUGCAGCCCACCCACCCCUUCCACCCCCCACCCCGCUGCAUUACCCCUAGCCUCUUGCCAUGACAGCAGCUCCAAUGAGCCGGCAGGAAACUCAACGCCCUGCUCGCUCCAUUUUCAUGUAAACGGCACCCUUCAUGUUCCAUAGGAGCACCGCUCUACACAUCAUGGGCGCUGCCGGCCCCUGUUUGCUGUGCUCUGUAUCUCUGUUUCUCUUCCUGGCAGGUCAACAUAACUUGAAGAUAUGUCUUUCUCUCUGUGGCCUGUGGUCUGCUGUGACGACAUUUAGACCUCAUUUGUGCUAUGACCUGUGGCUCAUGAAAACACAAAUCUAAUAUUGCCAGGUUCUAGUAACUUCAAACUACAACUGCCCACUUGGUUAAAACGUGCUCUCUAUGCUGAUUUUGUGGUGUGUGCUGUUCACAGAUAAACCAGUGCCAUUUGAGGAGAGACAGGGAUUGUUGCGGUCACCGGGGGGACAGGACGUCAGGUGCACCCCCUGGGGCUCCCAGCAACAGACAGACAGUCACAGGGAACAGUCUUUUCAGAUAUUAUGAAGUGCUCCGAUGACAGAGCAUUUGUGUCCCUGUCUUCUCUCAACCACCAAAAGCAAAAGACAAUUUCCCUCCCAUUCAAUGCAGUCAUCUGACUCAUUUUAUCAUAUGUGCUAGUGACAGGGAACACCAGAACUGCCAAAGGAUACCAAGUGAUCCUACGAGGAUUUGCAUGACCGGGUCUGUUUCUUUACCCAGUAGUCACUUGUGUGUCCCCCAAGGUCAAGACGCAAGCACCCUCGCUGUGGUGUAAACUUCCUGUUAUUUAAUCUCUCACAGUUUCAUUUUUCUCUUCUGUUAAUUUACCUAGACCUUUCUAAGAAGCUCCAUGAGAUGAGGAAAUACUGUUUAUAAUAACAUGCGGAAAGAGGUAAAAUGUUCAUUCCAAGUGGAAAAUCAUGCUGGACACAUUUUAAAUAAAAUCAUGCAUACCUGAUCCACUGCCUCAAGAAUUCAGUCAUUGUGGGCUGCUCUUCCACUAAGAAUCAUUUCAUGCGUUUCACAGAAUUUUAAUAUUUCAAGCACUGCACACAUAUCGUGUGCUUUGGGAACAGUGUUCUGCAGGCAGGAAAUGCAAAAAUCUAAUCAAUUAGGAUAGUCAGAGAAGUUGCCAGAAGCUGAGAAUGCCCAAAACAUGCAGAGAAGGGGGUCAAACUCACAUGUGGCCAACUGUGUUUUCCCACUAGGAAUUAAUACUCGCUUCUUGUCUGCUUAUGUUCAAUUCCUCAGGCAGUCUUUCCUCCUGGGAGCAGCACACUCGUGCUAGGGUUUGUACAGAUCUGAACCACCUCACCUCAAAGGACAGGCUCAGCUCCUCCCAGCAUGGCUACUGAGCCACCAAACUGCCCUUUCUUGUUCCUUUCAUUUCUACCACUUCUUAUUUGCCCCAAAUACACAAAUGCAGCUGAUAGCUAAAAAGACAGUGUACUGAGAAGGACUGGCCUGCUCAAGUUCCCUGCAAGCAACAAUAGUCAGGAAACCAGAUGACAGUGCACUUGCCUCGCUCAUUCAUCUGAUCCCCGAGGUAGAAUUCUCCAGUCCGGAGAGCAGCCCUCAGCUGACGGUCUCUGUACCCCAUGGCUGUGAUAGGAUUACUUCAACUGUGCAUUGACAACCUGGGGCAGAGCCUGUUCUGGAGGAAGCACUCAGCUGAGCUUGCAGAUUGCUAGACAGGUCUCUCUUCUAAAAUAAAACUGAAAGUGACUCUUUAAGAAAAUAAAUACAUCGAAAGCUGGGUCAUUUUGUUUAUUGUCUGAGUUGAAAACCUGUUCACAGUUGUUUUGGGGAGGUCUACACUUAGGAGGUACAGCCAGGAAACCUAGUGUCCCCCAGGUUGGCUCAAGACUGCUGACAGGCAAGCAGAGACAUUCAGCUUGAUUCUAGCUUUUCAGUACAUCUGGAAUUUGAUUUAUUUUGUGUGGCAUUUCUAUUAGGUUUGUUAGCAAUUUAUGGAAGAAAUUAAUUCUU
Molecule: messenger RNA, 3733 nt
Organism: Castor canadensis (American beaver)
Lineage: Eukaryota; Metazoa; Chordata; Mammalia; Rodentia; Castoridae
Gene: Ube2ql1
Product: ubiquitin conjugating enzyme E2 QL1
Source: RefSeq, a predicted model, not a curated record